AAAAAGCAAAAGACAUGGGCACAAAAGAAACCCACCUCCAACUCUACCCACUAAAUAAGAAACAAAACUAAAUCUACACUAAAUAGACACCGAUGGUCGGAACACCAUUAGCGUCGGCAACCUCAAACUCCGGUGGCCUCCCAAUAACAAUAAUCUUUCAACAGCAAAGCUCCUGAGCUUGAGUGACAUCCACAAAAGGCGUUUACAAGUCUCACAAACGCCAUGAAUUCAAUCUCUUUGAAGACUUCUUCAGCUCACAACUCGCGUCUUUGGUUUUGUCGUCAAGAUUGAGCUCCUAAGAGCUAAUACCACUACAUGAACACUAAGAUCUAGCAGGUGGCAGACAAUACUUGUGUGAGGUCCUUCUAUGCUUUGCCAAGUGGAUUUUGGAUCCCACUUGCAAGAAAAAUGGCCUAAAGGGAGUACCUGAUCCUACACUAAUGAAAGCUGAAUUGCCAUUCCCAGCAGCUCGAAAAAGCAACUUUUCUGACAAAGAUUGUGUCUUUAAGACUGUGAUGAGUAUACUUAACCAGACAACUCAGAAGAGAUUUGAUCUCCUCAAAGAUCAACUGAUAAUAUCCGGGAUAACUAGUGCAGACACUCUAAAGGGUGUUGUUUCCUUGAUAUUUGACAAGGCUAUACUGGAACCAACAUUUUCCUCAAUGUAUGCCCAACUCUGUUCUGAUCUCAAUGAAAAGCUGCCUUCAUUUCCUUCUGAUGAACCUGGUGGAAAAGUGAUCACGUUCAAGCGCGUUCUAUUAAAUAACUGUCAGGAGGUAUUUGAAAGUGCUCACAAACUGCGGGAAGAGGCGAGGCAAAUGACAGCCCCUGAGCAGGAGUCAGAACAUAAGGACAAAGAAUGGUUGAUCAAAUUGCGCUAUCUUGGGAAUAUUAGGCUUAUUUGUGAGCUUUUUAAGCAACAAAUUACCCCGGAAAAGAUUGUUCAUCACAUUGUUCAGGAGCUAUUAGGAAUAGAUCCCACAAAAUGUCCGGAAGAGGAGAAUGUUGAAGCCAUUUGUCAGGUCUUCAACAUCAUCUGCGAGCAGCUUGAUAAGAAUAAAGAAUCAAGGCGCGUCAACGAUAUCUACUUUUGUCGGUUGAAAGAGCUUUCAACAAGUCCUCAGUUGGGUCCACGGCUGAGGCUUAUGGUCUGUGAUGUGCUGGAUUUACGUCCAAGUAACUUGGUCCGUAGGCGGGAUGAGGGAGGACCUGCUUCUACAUUAAUCAAAACUGAGCUGCCAUUCUCAAUGGCUCGAAAAAGCAACUUUUCUGACAAAAAUCGUUUCUUUAAGACUGUGAUGAGUAUACUUAACCAGACAACUCAGAAGAGAUUUGAUCUCCUCAAAGAUCAACUGAUAAUAUCCAGGAUAACUAGUGCAGACAUUCUAACGGUUGUUGUUUCCUUGAUAUUUGACAAGGCUAUACUGGAACCAACAUUUUCCUCAAUGUAUGCCCAACUCUGUUCUGAUCUCAAUGAAAAGCUGCCUCCAUUUCCCUCUGAUGAACCUGGUGGCAAAGAGAUUACGUUCAAGCGCAUUCUGUUGAAUAACUGUCAGGAGGCAUUUGAAGGUGCUCACAAACUGCGAGAAGAGGCGAGGCAAAUGACAGCCCCUGAGCAGGAGUCAGAACGUAAGGACAAAGAAUGGUUGAUCAAAUUGCGCUAUCUUGGGAAUAUUAGACUUAUUUGUGAGCUUUUUAAGCAACAAAUUAUCCUGGAAAAUAUUGUUCAUCACAUUGUUCAGGAGCUAUUCGGACAAGAUCGCAAAAUUUGUCCAGAAGAGGAGAAUGUUGAAGCCAUUUGUCAGGUCUUCAACAUCAUCUGCGAGCAGCUUGAUAAGAACGAAAAAUCAAGGUGCAUCAACGAUGUGUACUUUAGUCGGCUGAAGGAGCUUUCAACAAAUCCUCAGUUGGGUCCACGGCUGAGGCUUAUGGUUUGUGAUGUUCUGGAUUUACGUCCAAGUAACUUGGUCCGUAGGAGGGAUGAGGUGAAGGCAAAAACGGAGAGAGUAGAAGCAUACGAAUAUGAGAAAUGUUUGCCUUUUCAUUUUUCCAGACUACUGGAGAUGUGUUGUGAUCUAAAUGAAAUGCUGCCUUCAUUUCUUUCUAAUGAACAUGGUGGUGAAUCGACUACGUUCAAAUGUGUUCUAUGGAAUAACUGUCAGGAGGCAAUUGAAGGUACUUACAAAUUACUUGGAGAAGAAAUGAGCAGGAUUCAGAACGUAUGGACAAGGAGAUCAAGUUUAUCAAAUCGCGUACUCUUGGCAAUAUACGGCUUAUUGGAGAGCUUUUUAAGCUAAAUAUGGUCCCCAAAUGGAUUAUUCUUUAUAUAUAAUGGUUUUGUUAACAGGAACUGUUGGGGGAAAAGCCUAAAUGUUGUCCGCCAGAAGAGAACGUUGAAGCCAUUUUUCAGUUAUUAAAAAGGUGGUUGAUGAGAGACAAGAUUCAAGGAACAUCAACAAUCUUUACUUUGGCUCUUUGAAGAGACUCUCAACAAAUCCUCAGUUAGCUCAACGUCUAAGGCUUAUGGUUUGUGAUCUGCUGGAUUUACGCGCCAAUAAUUGGAUCCCUAAGCCAAUUUUGAUCCUCUGAAAAUUGUUACAAGCUUGACGAGCUAAACCAAACUAGUCAUUUUGCUAACACAUCCAACGAACCCUCAGUUAGCUCCACGUCUAAGGUGUAUGGUUUGUGAUCAUGUACUGGUUUUACGUGCCAAUAACUGGUUCCCUAAGCCUAUUUUAGUUCUUUGAUCAUCUGAAAAUACUUGCUCUUAUACUUGUCUGUUGUGUUGUUUCAAAUGCAGUAUCAGUUCUGUCUAAUAAAAGUCUGAAUUCUUGAGAAGUUAAAUUAUUUUUGCUCU
Solanum tuberosum (potato) is the source of this 2857-nucleotide messenger RNA. RefSeq lists its product as uncharacterized. Gene Ontology annotation, molecular function: translation initiation factor activity; mRNA binding; protein binding. Lineage: Eukaryota; Viridiplantae; Streptophyta; Magnoliopsida; Solanales; Solanaceae. Bases 441 to 2297 code for a protein of 618 amino acids. The transcript has 13 exons. The record is from RefSeq and is a predicted model, not a curated record. Gene Ontology annotation, cellular component: eukaryotic translation initiation factor 4F complex.